Hyposmocoma kahamanoa is the source of this 2930-nucleotide messenger RNA. RefSeq names its product zinc finger protein 28. Gene Ontology annotation, molecular function: RNA polymerase II transcription regulatory region sequence-specific DNA binding; DNA-binding transcription factor activity, RNA polymerase II-specific; zinc ion binding. Gene Ontology annotation, cellular component: nucleus. The record is from RefSeq and is a predicted model, not a curated record. The coding region runs from base 1 to 2892 and encodes 963 amino acids. Gene Ontology annotation, biological process: regulation of transcription by RNA polymerase II. The transcript is spliced from 5 exons. Lineage: Eukaryota; Metazoa; Arthropoda; Insecta; Lepidoptera; Cosmopterigidae.
AUGCUAUCACCUCGAGACGAUGAUGACGACGACAGUCACCUCUGUAUCAAAUGUAACACCACCAUCGUUGGUCUUGAGAACUACGUCAAGCAUAGAAAGGAGCGAUGCGGAAAGAAACGUGAAAAUAAGACGGAUCUUCCCACAAUAGACACUUUAGAACCUUCUUACAGUCUCGGAGCAGAUGUUUUCUUUCAAUCUUUGGAACUACAGAGCAGCGUCAAAAAAACUUCUCUUGCGAGACUUACUCCACCUAUUCCAAUAACGAAGCCCACCGUUGAUAGAAAGAACUCUUCAGUAAUUGCUUCAACUUCUCGUGAUCUUCCAAGAAUGAGCCCAUUAGAAACCAACUUAAGAGGCGAAGAUUGGAUUGGAGGGCAUAGUUUAAGAAUGAAGAUAGAUGGUAGUAACGAAGAUAACCAAACAAAAUUGAUAAACGCUGUAGCUAGUAUCAGUGGGGUAGCUAAGAAAGAAAUUCCAACUUCUUCUUACAGUAUCACAUCGUAUCACGAUUAUAAAGGGGAUGAUGACUCCGAGGAGUCAGAAGAAUCUGAGGAUGAUGAUGAAGAUGAAGUUCACGCAACUGGAGGGAAGUGGAAACCACCCCCUAAUUAUACUGGUGGUAAAUGGAGACCCGAAUCACCAGAACAUGAAGACUGGGAUAUAAGAGAAGAUCAGGAACAUUCUGGAGGAAAAUGGAAACCUAUAAUGCCGGACUCACAUGAUAGAGACGAUGAUUAUGAUGCACCACCACCUAGCUAUACUAAAGGUAAAUGGGUCCCAGGCGCUAAUGAAAAAACUCAAAUAAUGCAAACGACAAUACAAAACAAAGGCUCGGUACAAUAUUGGUGUGGUCCCUGCAACAGACGUCUCGGUUCAAGAGCCAUUUACGAAAAGCAUCUCAUGUCAAAUUUACAUAUAAGAAAUGUUCUCCCAGAACAUGAAUUAGAAUUUUCAGGUCAUUUAGAGCCACUGCGCAUUGUGGAGAAACGAGCAACUCGACCAUCAAAAUAUCUAGAUAGUGCCGUAUACUCACAGUCGCAACGAAAGAAACGCACAAGUGGUCCCAAAGUCCUUAUUCCUAUGGAAAACAAAAAACGAAAGAGAAAACCCCAUUAUGUUCAAUGCUCCGGUUGUAAAUCUCGCGUAAGACUUCAUCUAAUGGGAAAGCAUUUGAUAUCGCAUUAUCAUUUUAGAAAAGCAACUGAAACGCGAAGCCCUGCCUACCAACAGCUGAUUUUGGACAACAUCGAUGCUAUAGUUCAUCAGUCACCAUUCCAAUGCAGUCCUUGCAAGUUUUACACUAAUUGGUUGUCAAGUUUCAUGCAACAUUGGUAUUCUGAAGAACAUGAACAGCACGUGCAAUCCAUAUACGGAAGAUGCUGGUGCUCUUUUUGUAAGUUUGAAUGUGAUUCAAGUCAAGAAAUGCUAGAUCAUUUGUCCAGUUCCGAACACUCUGAAGUCGUCGCAGUCAUAAACAGAUCCAUGCCAAUUAUAAUCAGGAAAAAAACUAUAAUUAGUUGUGAAACUUGUCACAAAGAAUUCCGGUACAACAUGGAAGUGAAAAGACAUUGCAAGCAGACUGGCCACAAACUUACUUAUUCGGCCACCGAUGAUUAUCAAGAACUGCAUAAAUGCCAGCAUUGCGAUGUAAAAUUCAAAUCUUCCGUGACACUAGCUGCGCAUCUAAAGUCUAAACACAAACAAAGAGCUUUCUUGUGUUUAGUUUGCAACAGAUCAUUUAGCACGGCAACAGAGGCGAAGCAACAUCGUCAAACUUCAGAACACAGAGUAAAGAGAAAGGAGUUAAUGAGGGAAAAGGGACUCCUUACUACAGAUUUAAGUAAGAAGUGUCCGUAUUGCUCAGAACGAGUUAUUUUAAAGAAUAUUAUCGAACUUAAAGAUCACAUACGAAGAAUUCAUCCACAUAUUAAGAAGAAAUGUCCCACCUGCGGAAUGGCGUUCAUCCUUUCUCAAGAAGUGUCUCGUCAUGUUAGAUCAAACUCUUGCCAAUUUCAAAAUCCUUCAAAUACUUCCAUCCGUUGGAACUGCAGUCAAUGCCUGUUCACUACUGAUUCCCAGGCAGAAUGUUUCUUUCAUGAAGUUCUACAUUCCAAUCCAUCCUCAGAAGUCCAAGAAGUUAGUGGUCAACUUAAAGUUAUCCAGAAAUAUUCCUGUCCAAUAUGUCCAAAGAGUUUUCGAAAGGCAUCGUUACGUCACCAUCUUAGGCAGCACACAUUUGAAAGACCCUUCGUGUGCUCAAUUUGUGGAGCUAAUUUUACAAGACAGAGUAGCAUGGCGAAUCAUAUAAAGAGUGAACAUGGCAGUAACAUGUUGGAUGUUAAACUAGAAAAAAUUGAAGAAACUCCCAGUACCUCAACACCGCGAGAAGUCACAUGCGAGAAAUGCAAAAAGGAACUUGACGGCAAAGCCGCCUUAACACGUCACAUAUCAAGAUGCAUGAUAGGAGUUGAAAGGCUGUGUCCACACGUUGAUUGCUCCUACGUAGCUACAACAGCAGCACAACUUGCGAGACAUCGUCGAGCACACGGUGAACGGAUCAAGCAUCACAGUUGUUCGUUUUGCACAUUUAAGACAGAUCAAGCAAGUCAUUUGAAAAGACACAUGUUAUGUCACCAAGGUGUUAAACCCUAUGCUUGUCCUCAUUGCCAGUUCACCUGUGGUAGUUUGGAGAACCUUCGCAAGCACGUACUCCGAAGUGGCCGACACGUCGGUCUUUAUCUCUACAAGUGCCACCUUUGCCAAUACCAAAUUAACACGGCUAAAGCCUUACGUGGUCACCUUGUUGAAGAUCAUGCUGAUAAAUUUGACAUGAAAACUGCGGUGCAGGCUGUGAAGACUCACUUGAUGGUUGUAAGAGAUCAAGGAAAAUAAAGAAAAAAGUUUAUAGUAUGUACGUAAAUAGAUACCUC